AUGGAAGAGCCUGUGAAAGCGUCUAGUUCGCUGGAGCUGGAGAAUGUCGAAUCCGGAGUCCUCCGCGCUUCUCACAGGGAAUUCCUUCUAGACCGACAUGGCACGCUGGACCUCGUUCCUCUGCCAUCCGAGUUCCCUGAGGACCCCUUGAAUUGGCCUUCGUGGCAGAAAAAUACCAACCUCUUCCUGGUUUCGUUUCACGCCAUGAUGUGUCUUAUCAUGGGUGCCGGGAUCAUUCCAGCAUACAGCGGCAUGGCUGAAGAAAUGGGAGCUUCUCUUCAGGCAGCCACUUAUUUUACGAGCAUGCAGAUUGCCAUGCUAGGAGUUGCCCCUUUGGUGUGGAAACCGAUUUCAACCAGAAUUGGCAUGCGUCCUAUGUGGUUGAUCGGUACGUUUUGCGCGGCCGUCUGCAACGUGGGAUGUGCUCGCAGUAAGAGCUAUGGUGCCAUGUCAAUCUCGCGUUUGUUGGUGGCUUUCUUCAUUGCACCCGCCAUGGCUCUAGGGACCAAGGUUGUGACGCAGAUGUUUUUCAGCCACCAACGAGGCCAGAAAAUGGGCAUCUGGACAUUGAUGGUCACUCUCGGCCCAUCGCUUGGUCCAUUCUUGAUGGGCUUUGUAACUUUUCAUAUUGGAUGGCGCUGGAUUUACUGGAUCUUUGCGAUUAUCAACCUCGCUCAGUUCAUCCUUUACUUUUUCCUCAGCCCGGAAACAAACUUUGAAGCUACCCUCGUCUCAUCGCGCCAGAGGUUUUCGUUUCAAGCUAGGUAUUUUGGCCUUCGUAGAUUCUCUCAAAAGCCACUUCGCGCUGUCGAUCUUGUCCUGCCCCUUGCCGUAGCAAGACACCAUGUUGUAUGGAUCACCACAGCUGCUUACGCAGUCGUUUUCAACUUUGCUUUUGUCCUCCUGACUGUCGAAAUCCCGCAAAUUUUCGGAGAGAAAUUUCACUUCAACACGCAGCAGAUUGGGCUGCAGUUCCUGGGCAUGAUUAUAGGCGGAAUUAUCGGUGAACAAGCCGCGGGGCCAUUGGGUGACUUUGCAAUGGCCGCUUAUACGCGACGACAUCAGGGGCAAAAUCCUCGGCCCGAGUUUCGCCUGUGGUUGGCAUACAUUGGAUAUGCGACAAUGAUUGCUGGUUUCUUGGUCUGGGGAUUCCGGACCGCCGAUCUACCUCCAAAUGUAUAUGAUGUCUCGCCCGUUGUAGGCAUUGGGAUUUCGACGUUUGGAGCCCAAAUCAUCACGACGAGCGUCUUUACCUACAUGGUAGAUUGCUAUCCUACCGAAUCUGCGGAUAUUGGCAUUUUCGCCAAUGUUGUUCGUCAGAUUUGGGGGUUUAUUGGCCCGUUUUGGUUUCCGAGCAUGUUUGAGUCGGCCGGGAUCAAGGAUUCUGCUGGUAUCAUGGUGGGCGUUUCGGUUAUUGCGAGUCUGAUACCUAUAAUUGCGGUGCAAUACUUUGGGGCUAGACUUAAGCAGUCUAGAUGA
Talaromyces rugulosus is the source of this 1479-nucleotide messenger RNA. RefSeq lists its product as uncharacterized. Gene Ontology annotation, biological process: transmembrane transport. Gene Ontology annotation, molecular function: transmembrane transporter activity. Bases 1 to 1479 code for a protein of 492 amino acids. Lineage: Eukaryota; Fungi; Ascomycota; Eurotiomycetes; Eurotiales; Trichocomaceae. The record is from RefSeq and is a predicted model, not a curated record. The transcript is spliced from 4 exons.